This is a messenger RNA of Rhododendron vialii, 1224 nucleotides long. RefSeq lists its product as uncharacterized. The record is from RefSeq and is a predicted model, not a curated record. The transcript is spliced from 2 exons. Lineage: Eukaryota; Viridiplantae; Streptophyta; Magnoliopsida; Ericales; Ericaceae. The coding region runs from base 1 to 1224 and encodes 407 amino acids.
AUGGCUGCCAUGAACAACUUUCUCCAGCCCCAAAUUCCUAGAUUGGGGAAAGAUAAUUAUGAGAAUUGGAGUAUACAAAUGAAAGUGUUGUUGGGUUAUCAAGAUUUGUGGGAUCUUGUUGAAAAUGGGUUUGAACAACCCGCUUUGAAGGAGGAUGAAGAGAGAUUGACGGAAGGUCAAAAGGUUUUACUCAAGCAAAUGAGAAAUAAAGAUAAGAAAGCCUUGUUUCAAAUCUAUCAAGCUAUUGAUGAGUCUAGCUUUGAGAAAAUUUCCUCCGCCACCACGUCCAAAGAAGCUUGGGAUAUCCUCCGAAAUGCAAAUAGAGGUAUUGACAAAACCAUAAAGAUGAGACUUCAAGUUUUGAGGGGUGAAUUUGAAUCUUUGGAAAUGAAGGAUAAUGAGACCAUUACGGAGUAUUUUACUAGAACCAUGGUGAUUGUGAAUCAAAUUAGAAGAUAUGGUGGCAACCUUGAUAAUGUAUGUGUGGUGGAGAAAAUCUUACGAUCUCUAAAUGGUAAAUUUGAGUAUGUGGUUUCCGCCGUUGAAGAGUCAAAAGAUACUUCCACCAUGACGAUUGAUCAAUUGAUGGCAACACUUAAAGUUCAUGAGCAAAGGUUGAACAAGAAGGCUUCAAGCUCUCUUGAGCAAACACUCCAAUCGAAACUUUCUUUCAAGGAUGCAAAGGAGGAUAAGGGGGGACCUCUUAUAGUGCAAGAGGAAGAGGAAGAGGCUAUGACGGUCAUGGUAGAGGCUAUAAUGGCCGUGGUAGAGGCUAUGGAAAUCGUGGAAGAGGCUUUGAAAGCCAUGGAAGAGGUUAUAGCAACGUCAAGCAAUGAAGUUGGUGAGCAAGAUAACUAUGUGGAGAAAGAGUAUAAAGAAGUUGGGCCUACUUUGUUGCUAGCUUACAAUGGGUCCAAUGGAGAUCAAAGCGAUGUAUGGUUUCUUGAUACCGGGGCAAGCAAUCAUGUGUGUGGCAAGAAGAGCAUGUUUAUUGAACUCGAUGAGGCGGUGCAAGGCCAUGUGACAUUUGGUGACCACUCCAAAGUUUCGGUGAAAGGCAAAGGUAAGAUUCUAAUCAAACUCAAGAAUGGUAAUCAUGAUUUUAUUUCCGAUGUUUAUUAUGUUCCGUAUAUGAAAAAUAAUAUCUUGAGUUUGGGCCAACUUUUGGAGAAAGGAUAUGAUAUUUGGAUGAAGAAUCUUUAUCUUACUAUCAAAGAUGCUUGA